Molecule: messenger RNA, 2440 nt
Organism: Epinephelus fuscoguttatus (brown-marbled grouper)
Lineage: Eukaryota; Metazoa; Chordata; Actinopteri; Perciformes; Serranidae
Gene: nkx2.4b
Product: NK2 homeobox 4b
Exons: 2
Coding region: 793-1974 (393 amino acids)
Biological process (GO): cell differentiation; regulation of transcription by RNA polymerase II
Cellular component (GO): nucleus
Molecular function (GO): RNA polymerase II cis-regulatory region sequence-specific DNA binding; DNA-binding transcription factor activity, RNA polymerase II-specific
Source: RefSeq, a predicted model, not a curated record
ACCAUUCAUUUCAUCAGCAUCCGGCAUUAAACUGUACUUUUAUGAAUGGAAAUUAAACGUAAACUUUAUGUAAAGUGAGUUUCCGUGUUGCAGCUUUCAUUUAGAUCCAUUCGUGCGUAAUUGGAAAUGAAACUGAGACAAGAGACCUGAACACGCACACACACUUUGAACUUAAUUUGAGAAUCUAGACAGUGAGGAUUCCCAGUAUGUGAAUACUCUAAAUAUAAAUGUGAAUAAAACAGGCCUGUGUAUCGUUUACAGCUGCUGAUAUUAUUCUAAUAUCAACAAUAAUCAUAAGGUACCGGUUGGCAGCCUGACAGCAUGGUCAGUGACGUGAUUCCAGCUCGACCAGUUUAGUUUGCAUCAUUGUUUGUGAGUAAUAUUAAAUGGGAUAAUUAUUUCAGUAUUUAAUAACAAAGUAAAUUCGUGUAAAAGUGAAGCUCAUCUGUGACUUUAAAGGAAUUUGUGCCUUCGCGUUCUUGUUUGGGCCAAACUUCAUAAAGCAAACAGCAUCAGCAGAAGAAGAAAGAAGGUCCAAACCAUUCUCUCCACUUACCUCUCUAAUGUCAAUUGCCAUUGUUGGCUGCUGUGUCCGCGUCGCUCCGCCCCUCCAUGUGUUGGAGUCUGAGUCCGGCGGGAUAAGGGCAACUCGUCUCCUCCUGCAGCCGAUCAGCUGGACUUCUUCCCAGGGAGACACAAGAAGCAAGAAGCCGGAGGGAGGGAGGGGGACGCAGGCACAGAGCCGCCGGACAGACCCGACCACAUCCAGCCACAGCACGGGGUGUCCGCACCAUGUCCUUCAGCCCAAAGCACUCCACCCCCUUCUCAGUCACCGACAUUUUGAGCCCGAUGGAGGACAGCUACCGGAGGUUUGGAGGUAUGGAUCCCGCAGCGGGGAGCCUCGGGUCCCAGCUGGGCGCCUACAGGCAGCCGCAAGUCUCCCAGCCCGGUAUGCAGCACCAUCAGCACCACCAGGCGCAGCAGCAGCAUCAGCCGCCUCAUCUCCAUCACCACCAUCACCACCAUCACCAUCACCACCUGUCCUCCUCUUCAUCCUCAUCCUCCUCCUCUUCCUCAGCCUCGGCCAGCGCAGCAGCAGCAGCCGCCGCUCUGGGACCCGGCGGGCCCUAUCAUGUGCCCCACGGGGUGCCGCAGUUCUCCGGGGCCGUCGGAGGGUUCUGCAACGGCGGCAUCGGGAACGUCGGAGACUUGCCGUCCUACCAGGAGACGGUGAGGGGCGGAGGGGCGGCAGCGGCGUGGUACAGCAACCCGGAGCCCAGAUACCCGACAAUUUCCAGAUUCAUGGGCCCCUCUGCCGGGAUGAACAUGUCCGGGAUGGUGGGCAGCUUGGCCGGGAUGGACUCGACCGGCAAGUCCAUGGUGACGCUGCACGCCGCGCCGCGGAGGAAGCGGCGGGUGCUCUUCUCCCAGGCGCAGGUGUACGAGCUGGAGCGGCGCUUCAAGCAGCAGAAGUACCUGUCCGCCCCGGAGAGGGAGCACCUGGCGGGACUGAUCCACCUCACCCCGAACCAGGUGAAGAUCUGGUUCCAGAACCACCGCUACAAGCUGAAGCGACAGGCCAAGGACAAGGUCGCGCAGCCGCUGCAGCAGGACGGAGGCGGUGGUGGCGGAGGAGGAGGAAGCGGUGGAGGUCUGUGCACGACGACUCACCGCUCCUCCUCAGUGUCCCCGGUGCUCUCCAAGAACGGUAAGGGGUGCCGGAACGACUCCAGCGGCUCCAACCAGACCGGAAACCGACAGAGCAGCUCGGGGGAUGUGAUGACUGCGACCCCACAGCAACAACAGCAGCAGCAGGUGAACCAGCUGUCAUCCACGGAGGAGCUGGAGGAUUUGUCUCCAAGUCCGCCGAUGGGACUGCACGGUCAGAUCAACAUGACGCAGACGGACGCGGCGCUAAUCGAGUACACAAACAGCAUGAUCGGCUCCAAUUUACUGUACGGGAGAACUUGGUAGGGAUACCGGGAGGCGGACAGACGGGAGCGGGCCUGCGGGGCAUCAUUCCUAGGUUGGAUUUUUGGGAUGAACCGGCUGGAGGACAGAAACAAGCACCAGACUCUUUUUCUUUCCGUGCGUAAAGUUCUGCUUCCUUUAUGCACACAGGGACUCAAAAGACACUGAGUGGUUUUGAGCAGUAAGGUGCAAAAAUAAACUGUAUAUUAGAUCCUUGAACGUGGUCUGAAUGUUCAUAAUGUAUUUUCGCCUCUUCAGAACAAAUAUUUGUUAAGUCUUUCUUUUUUUGGUAACUGACAGAUGUGACUGCUGCUGCAUUUAAACCAUAAAAUCUAAUUUGUGGAGAUUCAGGAUGAGGCACGCGCACUGUGCUUGCCACGACAAAUUAAAUUAUUGCAGGUUUAUAUAUGAAGUUAAUACAAAAUGAAGCAAUAGAGGCCGGUUUGAGAAAUAAUCCCGGGCGGAAGUA